This is a messenger RNA of Coniophora puteana RWD-64-598 SS2, 1308 nucleotides long. RefSeq lists its product as uncharacterized. The transcript has 4 exons. The annotation marks the transcript as partial. The record is from RefSeq and is a predicted model, not a curated record. NCBI's taxonomy places the organism in Eukaryota, Fungi, Basidiomycota, Agaricomycetes, Boletales, Coniophoraceae.
UUCCCCGAAACUAAGGUCGCUCUCGAUAUUUGGCACUUUCUCAUGCGAUAUUCAGCGUGUGUCAUUGGUACGAGCAAAAACCCGCGUCAGAAGGAGGUCGUAGCGAGCAUCUCCUCAUGUGUUCUUGCUCAGAAAGCGGAGGGAACUAGUCAGCAUGCCAAGUACUGGUCGAAGGAGGAGCAGGAACAGCGUCUCGUUCAAACAUUUGAACGUUUCGAGAAGGAAGGUGGGAUCUGGGCUCCUAACGCUUCAAAGGUACAUGCUGAGCAGCUGCGACAUGUCCAACUCGGGUGCCUUACAAGACCACGCGACGACAUCGCUUCGGAUGGGAGCCGCAUUGAGGGUUCUCACAAAGGCUGGAACUCACUGAAUCGAGCGCAGCCGAGUGGUCUUGAGACAAUAUCGGCGCUUUGUCACGAUUACGUCCUUCGCAGGAACGUUCGCAUCGCAAGCCGCCUCGAGGACCGGCCCGCCUUCCUUCGGUCUACUUUUGGUUCCCACCAUGUCCAUCUCGUCGACUACGUUGCAAAACUCUGGAAUCAGACAUGUCAAGAGGCCAAGUCCGACGAUCUGGCUCACCUCCCUACCCUUCCCAAGGUCGACUCGGGCGAGUCAUUCGGACUUGUGCCGUCUCACCAUUUCCUCAGCUUCGGCGGUAAUAUUGAGGUCAAGGUCGAAGAAUGCCUCGAGCUUGAUCUCAUCAACACCAAGGUUGAAGACGUCAAGGACAUUUUGGCAGGCGCAUCAACGCCUCUGCCCAAUGUUGUGGUGCCUAGUGGUAUCUCACAGAAAGGUCAGCAUCAUUCACAACAUAUAUUGAUGCCCACCAUACUAACAUGCUGUGAAGCGUGUCUAGAUGGCACCAGUGCCAACAGCUUCACAUUCCCUCUUGAACCGGCCCCCUCUUUGCCGCCGCGCUUGCUUGAGUCACUCGCCACGGCACUCCCCCGUCUCCCUCCCGGUCUUACACGUUCCGAGCACUUCUUCAGCAUCUCAACGGGGAUAGAUGCCCGUGCACUUCGGAUUUCAGUUGACGCUGAAUUCUAUCUAUUCAUGGACAUGCGCGAUCAAUUCAAGUGGCAGUCGUACAACAUGUCACCGAAAAAAUGGGUUCCCGCAACGGACACGUACAACCGCCGCCUCCGCCAGCUCAACCUUGCAAAGGGACUCCCUACCAUCGACAAGCAUCCUCAGGCGCUCUUGCGUAAGCUUGGUGAGAUAGAGCGCUCGGUUCUCGAUAGGAUUAAUGCGAAGAAUUUCAAGUGUGCGUCUCAUUUAUCUGAUAUGCUUCUCGGUAAUUGGUACUAA